Molecule: messenger RNA, 1812 nt
Organism: Amphibalanus amphitrite
Lineage: Eukaryota; Metazoa; Arthropoda; Thecostraca; Balanomorpha; Balanidae
Product: arrestin domain-containing protein 17-like
Exons: 1
Coding region: 238-1134 (298 amino acids)
Biological process (GO): protein transport
Cellular component (GO): cytoplasm
Source: RefSeq, a predicted model, not a curated record
AAUGGCCGGCGUGUGCAAUAACCAUAAGGUCGCCGCGUCGGAACGCCCACCCAGUCAGACGAACGUGUCGUGAAUCUGCGCUAUCGCAGCACACUGCGAUAGUUGCAGUGUGUGUCGGCGGACGGCGGGCGGUUGGCAAUCAGUUGUGCACGAGACUCGAGUGGAAGCGGAGCAGAGCAGACCGUUGACUGUGACGUGGGACGAACGGACGGUCUGUAAAGGAGCUAUUCGGCAGCCAUGGGGAUCAAGAAGACGGAGCUGGUGUUUCAGACUCGCCAGGAGGGCACGCCGCUGGCGUUCUCACCUGGCGAGACGAUGAGCGGUGCCGUGGUGCUCACCAUCGACGGAUCCAAGCCGCACAAACUGACCAGCGUGGUAGUGAAGGUGCGCGGCCGGGCGGAGACCGACUGGAAGACGGGCUCGGGUGACGACGAGUCGCGCCACAGGGACACGGAGGAGCUGCUGCGGCUGGACCUGACCGUGCUGGGGAAUGCGGGCGGCCAGCCGACAGCGCUGCCGCCCGGCCGUCACCAGUUCCCAUUCCAGUUCAGCCUGCCGCCGCGGCUGGCCUACUCACUCAAACACAUGGACGGGAAAAUCAGAUACGAGUGUUCGGCGCGCGCCCGCAGCGACAGCUUCUGGUCGUUCGACGGGCGCGCGUGCGUGCCGUUCGAGGUGCUGGCGCGUCGCGACCUCUCCGCUGAGCCGCAGCUGGCACAGCCGCUUACCGUGUCCCGCGAGGCCCGAUUCUCGCUGCUCGGCCGCGACCCGGGACCGUUCCGGCUGUAUCUGACGCGACAGGGGUUCACCGCCGGAGAGGUGAUUGAUAUCUCUCUUGAGGGACCCGGUGAGGCGUUCCAGGCGCUGGCGAAAGCCGACGGCACUGUCCAGCUGAAGACCAGGGUGGUGUUUCGCGCUGGUGUCAGCACCAGGCAGAAGAAGUGGGUGGCGGCGGCGGUGCGGCCGGGCAGCUCACCGGACGCCUGGCGGCAUAUCCGACUGACCGUGCCGGCCGGCGAGGUCACCCUGGACGACAGCAGCGGCUGCACUAUCAUCAGUGUCACCCACUACGUCAAGGUGCGUGACGUGCACCUGCCGGUGGUGCUGGGUACGACGCCGCUGCGGCCCAGCUGAGACGGUCACCGCUGGCGGUAGACGGUGACCGCCGAUGGCAGACCUCUGACGGCCGGCCACCGGACGACAGCGGACUGUGCUCGACCUCUGUCUGUGACCUUGGGUGGACGCUCUGAGGUGCUGCUAACGAUCUACUGCCGGCUGGUUGAACACUGUGGUGGAGUUCGAGGCCUCAAAUAUUUCUGCAGAAUGGCUAGCGGAUAUGUCGACGGUGACCUCCUAUGGUCGUUCUGAUUGAUUUCGAGAAGCCAAGCGUGAUAGAGGAGAGGCUGUUUGACUUCACGGGUGGCGUGUCACGGAUCAUUACCAAUGGUCUGACUGGGGCUGUCAUUUCAGGACUGCCAUUUUACACGUAUUUUACUAGUCAGAUCUGCCAGUAUAUUGCGUUAAAGAUCUAGAACUACCGGUAAUGUCAGCAGGUUGACGGAAUCUGUAUUCUCAGGAAGCGCUGAAGUUAUUGGCAUAUUGCCAAAAACAGGUGUUUGCUGGCGUUGUGGCACGAAACUCGUCGGUGUUUGUUGACAGCCUGAUUUGAUCUGUCCCAGUUCAUUUAGCGACCGAGCGUUCAGCACGUGCGGAUCGCAUGCGUGCAGAUGUGCGAUGUGUUUUAUACAUUUAUACAUAUGUAUGUAUAUACGGCGGAUUUCGUCAACCAGUCGUUACGUACAUAUUUAAAGG